GGCUGCGACGAUUGUGCGCUCUUAACUAAUCCUGAGUAAGGUGGCCACUUUGACAGUCUUCUCAUGCUGCCUCUGCCACCUUCUUGGUCAGAAGACACCAUUUCAACUUUAACCCAGCAUGAUAGAAACAUACAGCCAGCCUUCUCCCCGAUCCGUGCCUACUGGGCUGCCCAUGAGCAUGAAAAUUUUUAUGUAUUUACUUACUGUUUUUCUCAUCACCCAGAUGAUUGGGUCGGUGCUUUAUGCUGUGUAUCUUCAUAGAAGACUGGAUAAGGUAGAAGAGGAAGCAAGCCUUCAUGAAGAUUUUGUAUUCAUCAAAAAGCUACAGAGAUGCAUGAAAGGAGAAGAAUCCUUGUCCUUGCUGAACUGUGAGGAGGUGAGAAGGCGAUAUGAAAACCCUGUCAAGGAUAUAAUGUUAAACAAAGAAGAGAAAAAAGAAAACAUCUAUGAAAUGCAAAAAGGUGAUGAGGAUCCUCAAAUUGCAGUACAUGUUGUAAGUGAGGCCAACAGUAAAACAGCAUCUGUUCUACAGUGGGCCAAGAAAGGAUAUUAUACCAUGAAAAACAACUUGGUAACGCUCGAAAAUGGGAAACAGCUGACCAUUAAAAGACAAGGACUCUAUUAUGUCUACACCCAAGUCACCUUCUGUUCUAAUCAGGAACCAUCGAGUAAAGAUCCAUUUUUAGUCAGCCUCUGUCUGAAGUCCACUAGUGGAUCUGAGAGAAUCUUACUCAGGGCGGCAAAUACCCACAGUUCCUCCAAGCCCUGCGGCCAACAGUCCGUUCACUUGGGAGGAGUAUUUGAAUUACAAGAAGAUUCUUCUUUGUUCGUCAACGUGACUGAUGCAAGUCAAGUGAUCCACGGAAUCGGCUUCACAUCUUUCGGCUUGCUCAAACUCUGAACAGUGUGCCGCCCUAGGCUGCAGCAAGGCUGCUGCUGGCAGUCUUCCCUAUAGAGCCCAUCAGUUAGGACCCGCCCCCUGUUGAACUGCCUAUUUAUAACCCUUGGACCCUCCUCAUGGAGAACUAUUUAUUAUGUACCCCAAGGCACAUAGAGCUGAAAUAAGAGAAUGACAGGGCAGGCAAAAUCCUAACGGACCCUGCUCCCUAAGAGCUUGUAUUCUGAAACAGCAACUCUACUGAUGUAUACAACCAGAGAGCCCUAGGAAAAGACAAAGCCAUACUGCACAGAUGACAGAGCUCGGGUGAAACAGUAGAUAAUUGACCAAGCUCAGUUGUGUUGAUUAUGAGUGUGUCUUUCAGUGGACAGUGCACUUGACUUACCAGGAAAGAUGCAGAAGGGCAAGUGUGAGCCUUAGCUCACAAUCUGUUAUGGUUGACUUGGGGUCCCUGUGGCCCCAAUAGGCCAGUUUCUAAACUCUCCCAAGGAGAACUGAGAAACUCUGCCUCCAUCUUCCCCCAACACCCAACGCUCAGUCUUUCAAUCUCUCCAAUCUCUCUCUCUCUGUCUCUCUCUGUCUCUGUCUCUCUCUCUCUCUCUCUCUCUCUCUCUCUCUCUCUCUCUCUCACACACACACACACACACACACACACACACACACACCUCACACACAGAGUCAUGCUGUUACUGACUGGUUCUCUUAUUAGUUACCCUGCCCCUGUCUACAGGACGGGCAGGGCAGGGUAGACAACAGCUUCUGGCCUGCCCAUUCCUCCUCUUGGAAUGACUGUAUUUAAUGGAAUCUGUUGUAGCUCCCUGCAGUCUUCAUUGUUUCUGUAGUGAACUUAAUGAUUAUGUUAUUAUUUAUUUUUAAAUAAUAAAGAGUCUUUACCAUU
Molecule: messenger RNA, 1796 nt
Organism: Peromyscus leucopus (white-footed mouse)
Lineage: Eukaryota; Metazoa; Chordata; Mammalia; Rodentia; Cricetidae
Gene: Cd40lg
Product: CD40 ligand
Exons: 5
Coding region: 119-901 (260 amino acids)
Biological process (GO): immune response
Cellular component (GO): membrane
Molecular function (GO): tumor necrosis factor receptor binding
Source: RefSeq, a predicted model, not a curated record